This is a messenger RNA of Cherax quadricarinatus, 16021 nucleotides long. RefSeq names its product broad-complex core protein isoforms 1/2/3/4/5. Gene Ontology annotation, molecular function: protein binding. The record is from RefSeq and is a predicted model, not a curated record. Gene Ontology annotation, biological process: regulation of transcription by RNA polymerase II. Lineage: Eukaryota; Metazoa; Arthropoda; Malacostraca; Decapoda; Parastacidae. Gene Ontology annotation, cellular component: nucleus.
GUGGGUGUGUGUGGCAGUGGUGCGCGGCGCACCAUAACACAGCCUCGCUCAGCACCAGCAGCCGGACCCGACGUGGCCACCAUCACUAUACCUCCCUUCUAGAAUUUUAAAAUAUACAAAGAUGGCAGAGGGAAUGCUAUCGUUAUCAUGGAACAAUCACAGAGCAACAUUUUGUCACAUACUCUCAACACUCAGGGAAAAGGAGAGAUAUACAGAUGUGACUGUAGCAUGUGAUGGAAAAUUUUAUCAAGUACACAAGUUGGUAUUAUCAACGUGUAGUGAAUACUUUGAGAAAAUCUUUGAAAACACCCCGUGUAAACACCCAGUUAUUGUGUUGAAAGAUGUACAGACUGAUGAACUAGAAGCUCUCUUAAGCUACAUGUAUGAAGGAGCUGUGAGUGUAGCACAGAAUGAUCUAGCACGUUUAAUUAAAGCAGCAGAAGUGUUGAGAAUAAAAGGACUAGCCGUUCCUGAUGAACCUCCCUUGUCAGAAUCUUGUAGUAAAAGGGUGACCCAAUCCCGAAAUGCCUCAGAUGACAGAAGUAGUCCACAUCCAAAACGGCGAAGACGAGAAGAGAGCAACACGUCUUUGCAAGGAGCACAAACUUCUACUUCACCACCAGCCUCACCUAGAGUAUCUUCAUUUGAGAGUGAAGGUGAAACCCACCAUUCAACUUCAAGAACACAAUCUGACAGUCGUUGGAUGGAUCAGAGGUCUUCAGAAAGAGAGGAUCAAAGCACAGACCACCCACUGGAUGACAGACUGGGUGACCAUACAGCUACCAGCCGCUCCUCACCAACUCCCCCUCAGGUUGAGGUCAUGGUAGAUGAAACUCUAGUCAAAGAGGAAAUGGUUGAUCAUGUAGACAACAGUCAAGAUGAUAUUGUGGACUCAGGGAUGGACUAUGGGUCUAUGGGAAGUGACUCUAGAUUAGAUGGUUCAGGUGGUGGUGAAGAAGAUCCCUCAAGUCAAAUGUUACCUAACAAAUUUGAACCAAAAAUCAAUCCAUCACAAGGACAAGCACAGCAAUUACCAGAUGCUGUUGUAGAAGCAUUAGCAGGACCCUCAGGGAUGCAAGGGUGGUUAAGCGGGUGUGAGAUGCCUACUGGUUUCUCAGGAUUGGAAGGAUACAGUGGGGGGGAUGGUAGCCAGGAUGUCCACCCUCCCCCUCAAGGUCAACCUGUAUCACAGUCUCAAGCACACCAGCUGGUGUUCUCUGGCAGUAGAAGAGUAGCAGGAGCAAGGGAGGGCUUCACCGCCACUGUCAAGAUGCAUCAUUGCCCCUACUGUGCCUACUCCACUAAGAAGAAAACACACAUGACCAGUCACAUCCGCGUUCACACAAAAGAGAAGCCAUUUCCUUGCCCUCAUUGUUGUCUCCGAUUUACUCAGAAAGGAAACCUGCGCACUCAUAUCAAUACUCACAUACGAAAAAAUCUAUUUUCCUAAACCUCUUAUAAUUUUUAACUAACAGUUUCAGUAAUCUAGGAUUAAUUUUUUGACAAUUUGUUAAGUUGUCUUUCUUCAUUUUGAUUUGUACACCAAAUUCAGUAUCACUUGUCAUAUAUUUUUUGAGUAAAGUAAAAGGCUUUCUUGUUUGCUAAACACUCAGUUGAGUUAGAAUCCCGUUGUGAUAAACAUUUCCAAUAAUAUUUUUUGCAAUAAUGGAGCAGUUUAUUAGGUUUGAUUUUUUUUCAGUAGGAUGAAAUGAACCUGAAGUUGAAAAAUUCCGAUAGUUAAUCUUACUAUUUUUGUAUAGUACAUUUAUUCAUUGUUCUUCAAUGUCCUGAUGUUGGGUCACCAUUAUGUAGUCGUGAGGUUUGAGUGAUUAGUGCCUAGGGAUAGGGAGCCUCUUCUCUGGGAGGGGAUGCCACUCUUCCCACAGGGUGCUUGCAUGACUAAGAACCCAGCAUCUCAGCAUAAAUGGCAGGGGUAUUUCACUUUUCAUUUAAAUUUGCUGACACUUGGAACUAAUAACCCUUGACAAAUUAUGCAUAUAAAAUGUCGAAUGUGAAAAAGAAUCAGCUUUGACUAGUUUUUCUCUGUGAUUAUGAUUGAUUUAAUGUGAAAAAAAAUUUGGCACUCCAUUAGCAACUUAUAACGAUGUAAAUUUGAUAGCGUAAGAAACCAUUUAAUUUUGUGUUGACCUUCAAAGUUGCAGGGUGUACUGUGGUUUUGUUGAUCAGUUUAACCUUUGUAUAAUUUUUUAUUUUUAAAAGGCAUAGUUUUUGUUUAUUGGUUCUACUGAGGGCAGUACAGCCUCUCCUCACUUAGCAACAUACUCGUUUACCAAUGCCUCAGACUUACGACGGGCUCUCUGACCAAUGUUCAUAUCUGAAUACAUAAUGUAUAUUAGAGCUGAUUUCCUCUCUUCUGUGAAAAAUAUACCAGAAAUGUUACAAAUGGUGCAAAGGUGACAUUAAAACAAUCAAAGAUGGUUUUCACAAACUCACUACCAUUAUAUAUAGUAUGCUCCUCACUUAGCGCGACGAAUUCGUUUAACGAUGUGUUCUCAGGAACAGAACUCCAUCGUUAAGUGAGGAGAGACUGUAUAGGAUUUUUAAAGAUAUUUUUUGUGUUAUCACUCACUACUUUUCUCUAAUAGGCAAACAAAUUCAUAAUUUAUCGGUGAGUUGCAUUGACCCUAACUUGAAAGAUAUUGCGGAUGUAUUAUGCACUGUUUACAGUAAGGUAUAUGUAAAGUAUAUUCUGUUGUUGUUCCACUUUUUUAUUUGUUGGUCAGUACAGCAAGGCAAAACAAAGUUGUGGUUAAUAGGACCUUAAAACACACUGUAAUCGGAAGAAAAAUCUCGCUUGCUGAUAGUCUGGAACCCCUAUAACUGUGAGUACAACAUGAAUAACAGUAGCAGAUCAGUACAUUGUUAGAAAGUAUAGAUAAGUUGCAGUAGGAUUCCAUGUCCUUGAGAGGGUGCUUAACCCUUUCAGUGUCGAGAGGCCCUCUCCUAAACUCGUUCUCAGAGUCAAAACUUUUCGGGCGAAAAAAAAAAAAUUAUUUUUUCUUUUGAAAUGAUAGAGAAUCUUUUCCCAAUCAUAAUGACACCAAAAGUAUGAAAUUUGAUGGAAAACUUACAGAAUUAUGUUCUCGCGAAGUUAGCGGUCUCAAAGAUAUUUACGCAUCAGCGAUUUCACCCAUUUUGAGCCCAAUUUUCGGCCAAUUCCUGUGUACUAGUCGGCAAAAAUCAUAUCUAUUUUGCUAGAACUCCAUUUUGUCUAUCGAAUGAGUACAAGAAACCACCCAUUUAGCAAUUUCAACUACCCAAUAAAGUGGUCAGAAAUUGGCAAUUUUGCCAAUUUCACAUUUUCAGAAGAUGCCAAUUUCCAAAUAGGGUCCAGAAUAAACAAGAAAGACAUUCCUGGCACUAAAAUAACAUUUUCUCUGUUCAUUAGUCACGUCCCCAGGCCUCUCUUACAUCUCUUUUGCUUCCCACUUUGAAUUUUUAUUCUCACAAAAAAUAGAAGAUUUACUGUUAUGCAGACUACUGCAUUAGUGUAUAAAUAAUGUCAGCACACUUGUGAAAGAAUAUUAGACUCGCCAGUUGACGUGUAUUGGACGCUUGGCAUGAUUUGUUUACUUUUGAACUUUGGUAAAAAUCGAACAUUUCUGCUAAUUUAAGCUCAAUUUCAAGGUACUUUUCAUUAUGAAACCAAUCAAAAUCAUCUCAAUUUCUGUAAUAUGUCUUCCAUUCUAUAAAAUGAGACCAGGAAAACUAAAAUACAUCCAUAAAUACCAUAUGAAAAUACACUACAAAGUUGCUGUUUUAAACCAAAAACACGGUGUUUUUUUUUUUUUCUCAUUAUGCACUGUGUGCUGCUAUACUGCGCACACUGACCACAUACACCCAUUCUUUCAUAUGUAGGCCUACCAGCUUUCUCUCACUAGAUUUGAAGGUGCUAGAAUUUAGGCGUUCUAGUAUGUCAAUAACCCUGGUGCGUAAGCUGUACGUACUAGUACGUCGGAAACCCUGAAAGGGUUAAGGGUACCUUAGAACAAAUAAAUUUUACUGUACAUAUUUGUUUAUCACUGUAUCUGAUUGAUAAAUAGGACAAAAUGCAGCAUGUUUCGAGCUGUUAGGUUUUCACAGGGUAGUGCCCCCUUUCUUGUAAUGGACAUAGAAGUGGAUGUGACAGUUUUGUGUUAGCCUUCACCACUGCAGCUUUUAUUAAUCAACUCCUAUCUUUUAUGAGUAUAUGGACUUUAUUGCAGUGCCUUUAUGUUCUCUUAAUUAGCCUUCUGUCUGAAAAUACCACCAUUAGUGUACAUACACUUGAUGACAUAGUAAUUGAAUUUACCAAUUUCACUAACUGUAACUCGCAUUUUGCUCUCGUAAUAAGCUUCCACUCUUUAAUCCCUCAAGGAAGCACCCUCAUUCCUAGUGCAGUACUGAAUAACCCACUUGGUUUUAGGAUUUUUUUUUUAAUAUAAUGUCUGUACCAAAAUUGCCUUGGUGGGGGUCAGUGGAUCCCCCCACAUUUAGAAAGAAUUAGGAAGUGUUUGUUGUGAAAAAUAAGAAUUAAAAUGACAUGAACCUCAGAAAAGUGUGAGAAAGCAAAUGCUUCCAUAUUAGAAAAUAUAAGCAGUAGGGUUGAUUACCAAAAUUUAAAGGGUUCCACACCAUUGAUGCUCUUCAGGGCACCUGUACCCUCUUGUGUAUAAUUCUUGACUUUCAUAUUUUUAAUAACUGACAAGGAAUUAUGUAGAGAUUUUUUUAAUUUCCUAUAUUAUUAUGUUUAUACUUUACGGUAUAUAGUGGUACCUCAGUAUACGAUCUUAAUUCGUUCCAGAAGGCUGUUCACAUGCUGAUACUAAAGGAAUUUGUUCCCAUUAGGAAUAAUGUAAAUUAGAUUAAUUCAUUUCAGACCCCGAAAAAAUACACUUACAAAAGCACUUACAUAAAUACACUUACAUAAUUGUUCGAGUUGGGAGCUGUUCGUAUCCCGAGGUACCACUGUACGUAUAAUCAAAGUAAGGUGUAAAUACAGCCUCUCCUCAUUUAGCGACGUACUCGCUUACCGACGACUUGGACUUAGGACAGGCUCUCUGACCAGUUGGCAUACCUAAUGUAUAUUAGAGUUGAUUUCCUCUAUUCUAUUUAUUACAAUAUACAGUAUGCUACUGUAUAAACAUUUAAAAAUAUAUCAGAAAUGUUAUAAAUGGUGCAGAAGUGACAUUAACCCUUUCAGUGUCGCGACCCUUAACCCCAUAAUUGUCCAAACGUAGAUCUGCGUUCACUCACCCAGUGCUCCGAAUAUUUUGAAUAUUUUUAAACGAAGAGGGCAUUAUUCUACAAAAUUAGGAUCAGUACUUACCAAGAUAUAAGCCCGUGAAAUUGGCGCUGGAUGCUUACCUGACGGCUAUAUGGAGUCCUGCUGCUUGCAGAAGUGUUGCCGAUGUACCUUUUUUUUUUCUCAUUUUUAUAUUAUUUCAUGUAAUUUUUAUGUUCUGAUAAUUACAAUUUAUAGUAGCUCUUGUGAUUUCAUAGCUAAUCUUUGUUCUGACACUAAUAUUAGGUACUGAAAUUGUACUCAAAUAGUCACAAACAUACUGACAGGUGAACAUUUUCACCUGCCCUGGUCAUUUACUAUUGUCUAGAAAUAUAUACAAAGUAUUUAUAGGUCCCAGCAAUGUUUUAGACAUACUGGAGUAUAUAUGAAACUCCUUGAAGCAUGGUGUUAAGAUGAGUGUCAUAAAACUGCUGACACCUGAUGAUUGUGUAUUGCUGCAGGGAACUCUUGGCUUUGUUUGUUUUCACUGUUACACAUAAACAUGUCUGUCUAUGUGUCUCUUGUCUGUCUGCCUAUGCAUCUCUUGUCUUUCUGUCUGCCUGUGUGUGUGUGUGUCUUUCUGUCUGCAUGUGUGUGUCUGUCUUUCUGUCUGCCUGAGUGUGUGUGUGUCUUUCUGUCUGCAUGUGUGUGUGUCUUCCUGUCUGCCUGUGUGUGUGUGUGUGUGUCUUCCUGUCUGCCUGUGUGUGUGUGUCUUUCUGUCUGCCUGUGUGUCUGUCUUUGUCUGCUUGUCACUCUGUCUCAGAGAGCAGCUCAUGAACCAACAGUUAUUACACACGAUACAGUCAAGUCUGAUUCCUGAUCAAGUGAACAUGCGUAUUACUUGGCAGUCAUGCUUAUUAUGCCUUAUAUCUACAAGCACAGUGUAUAGCACUGGAUUUUUUCAGUUAUCCUAGGUAAUUUACACUAUGUAUGAUAACUGUACUUAUGUGUACCUGUGGGAGAGAGAGACAGAGACAGUCAGACAGAGACAGGGAUAGACAGACAGAUAGAGAUGGAGAGACAGCCAAAGUCAUUCAGCCAGCCAGCCUGCCUGACGAAUACGUAUUACACAUGUUCCAGAAUCGUUUCUCUUUACUUAGGGCAUAGGUUGUAGGACAUUCUGGCAGGAUGACACUACCAGUGGUAUAAAAAAUGAAAGGAUGUUGAACAAAUGUUGGACAUGGGUUUUUAUCAAGGUUUUUAAUAUUUCCUCGAUCACUUGUGGCCACAUCCAUCUCAAAGCCACUCAACUUUGGAUCACCAUCACUUUCCUCUUAAUAGGGAAGUUUUAAUAUGACAUGACAUUAGUGAGUCUCUGGUGUUUGCCAUGCUAUUUGCUCUAGCUGGCGCUCAAUUGAAUUGCUCCCACAAAGUACUAAGUGGUCCCAGAUAUUUUUAAUACUGUGCACACUGAGCGUUAAGACCCAGUCUAUAGUAACCAGGCAUCUCAGGCCAGUUGUGCCAAAUUUGGAGGCAGGAAAAAUAAAACGUAGAUCUACGUUUGGAGUGAUGGCGGUACUAACGUAGAUCUAUAUCUGGACAGUUAAAGGGUUAAUCCUUAACUGUCGAAAGAUAUUCGAAAAAAAAAAAUUCUUACCAAAAUCUUAAGAAUAAUUUUCUGAGUGUUAUAAAAAAAAAACUGAGAUCAGUACUUACCGAGAUAUAGAGGUGUGAAGUUGACAAUGAACUGCUUACAGUAACAUCGCCGACUGCCGGUCUCUCGGUAAUACAGUGGACCCCCGGUUAACGAUAUUUUUUCACUCCAGAAGUACGUUCAAGUGCCAGUACUAACCGAAUUUGUUCCCAUAAGGAAUAUUGUGAAGUAGAUUAGUCCAUUUCAGACCCCCAAACAUACACAUACAAACGCACUUACAUAAAUACACUUACAUAAUUGGUUGCAUUCGGAGGUGAUCGUUAUGCGGGGGUCCACUGUAUUAUAUUUACUUUUAUCCUAAUUUUUUUCUUUUAUUUUUUAAUAUUUUUUUUCAAGUAACUUUUAUGGCCUGUGAGACCAAUAUAAGGCAUAUUGUAUAUAUAUUCACUCGUAUGCUAUACAGUAACCACACAAGCAUUGUUAUCGUUAUAUUGUUUACAAAGCAUGUUUACACAAAUCAACAAUAAAAAAUGUUGUCUGUUACUAUUUUCCUAUACACAUAUAGAGUCACUGGACAUGUUCCUUGAAGUGCUGCAGCUUGUGGAACUCUUUGAAACAUGGUUUCAUGCACUGUGGUGUUUUACACUCCUCACACAUAAAACAAGUGUCUCUGCAUUUUUGUGGGCAUUUUUUUGUGUGCACAGACAAAACACCUCUUCUGAGCAUAUUUCUUGUUAGUAGGAGGCACUUGUAUUAGGUAGUAAUCACCAGGCCUCAGACGAGAGGUGAUCAGUUUGUAGGCGGUUUUUUAUUGCAGGUGUUGUAACUUGGUACUUGAAUAAUAUUUGUCUGAUGACAGACAAACAAAAUUCACCAUAUGGUGGCUUGUUUCUGGUCCUCAUCUUAUACAUAUCACAUAUAAGCAUUGAGCAUGAAAAUGUCCAGAAGAUGGAAAAAGAGUUUCAUGUACCACUUGUAACUCUUGCAAACACAAUCAGCAAACCCAAUUUGCAUGUCACAUUUGUCCACUGAACGCUGCAGGUUUUAGAAUGGGUUCAUUUGUCUCUUUAUUCUGCCUACCACUGUCUUGUCUUGUGACAUCUCAUUUGUCAUGCCACCAAAAUGCCAUGAUGUCAUUGGCAGCAGAUGCCUGCACCUCGCCUCUACGAGUGCCUGUGUCGAACCUAGGCACAUGCUUACGAUUUGCACGCACUGUCAUGUUCACUUGCAAAAAAUCACUGAGUAAGGGGCUUGUGUACCAGUUAUCAGUACGUUUAUAAUGUAUGCCCCUUACCAAGAUAUGGUUCCAUUAUUGUUCUAACCACAUCACCAGAGAUACCCAAUAACUUCGUCAUAUCUUGCAAUGUAUUGCUUCAAGUGUACACAGUAAUAUCCAAUACAAGACCACUGUAGCAAUCACAAAGUAUAUAAUGCUUGAACAACAGUCUACCUUUGAACAAAAUCAAAGACUCAUUAAUAACAUGCUUCCUGAAGGGAUAAAAAUACUUAGAGAAUUUAUUUCAGAUACGUAAACACAUUCCUAAUCUUAUAUAACCUGCUGUUUCUGUCAGGCCUGGUUUUGUCUGAGAAGUGUAGCAUACGUAGUAGUAGCAGAAAUUGAUUCAUUGGUAUUAUAUCACUGAAAGCUGGGGUUGAAAUCAGGCGGUCUGUCGACCAGUAUGAUUUGACACUGUGCUCAUACAUACGUGGCAUAAGCAUUAUUGUGCCACAGUUGUUUCCUUCCACUGGUGUAGGUGUGAUCUUGGUGAGAUAAUUGUGUUUGCCAUAAUGUACUCGAAAUAUGUGUUACUUUCCCUAAUAAUAAUUUCAAUCGGGUUCAUCAAAGAAUAAUUUAAAACAUUCUGGUUCAGUGGCAUUGUUCCCAAGUGUACAAGAUGGCCAUAUUCCACUUUGAGUUUCAUGAAAGGGAUGGAGAUUGGGAACAAAAUUGGCACCUUGAUGCCAAUCCCAGAUGCAGUCUACUGGUGGGUACUGGAUAUUGACAGGUGGUUGUGGUUGUGAAGGUUGUGGUUGUGCAGGUUGGUGUGGUGAGUAGGUGAGUGAGAGUGGCCUUUGUUGUAGCUGUGCUGAGUCAGCGGUGUGGCUACCAGCAUGGGCCGCUGCUGGUGCCUCAUGGUGCAUGACACUGCCACCAUCUGAUGAUGCAUACACAUUAUCCAUCCCAUUUGUAACAAUAUCAUAGUCAUUUUCACUAUCUGUUCCUGUUGUACAACCAUGGGAUGUACUCCGAGAUUUACUCCUUCCCCUUGGAAUAGCAUAUGGCAAACUACCAGAAUGCAUGUAGUGUUGUAUAUACUGACACUUCACUGGAGAAUAUUCCACUUCACUCUCGCUACUGAAACUGUAUUCAAGAGCUUGGAUAUCAUAAUCACUAUCACUAUCAUCAUCAAUGCUCACAUCUGUGUCCUGGACAUGGGAAAAUAUGAGUUUCCUCUUUCAUUCUGGUACAACUGAACGUGAACAAGACAGCCCAGCACCAGAGGUUCAAGGUUGAGGGUCGUCUGGGUUUUCAUCACUGUUAUCGAUAUCUUGGGCAUUACUUUUUUGUUACAAACUCCUGGAAACCUUGAAAUUCACUUUCACUGACACUUUUAUCUGUGUUUGAACUAUCACUUGGGAACAAAAGAGUCCCAAUUCACCGGGGAGUGAGGAGUUUCUUACCGUGAGGCAUGGUAAACAAGGCGUACUGAAAUGGCGUUCCCACAAUGGAAUGCGGUUGCCCCAGUUUUUUUCAUGCUUCGCACACUGACCACGCAUUCCCAUUCUCUCACGUGUAGGCCUACCAGCUUUCUCCCACUAGAUUUAAAGGUGCUGGAAUUUUGGCGUAGUAGUAUGGGACUGACACUGGCUCUCAAGCUGUAGUACAACGGAACUGACAAUGAAAGGGUUAAAACAGCUUCUCCUAUGACCAUGUUGGUAAAUGAAUUUGUCACUAAGUGAGGAGCAUACUACAGUGGACCCCCGCAUAACGAUAUUAAUCCGUUCCUGAGAGCUCAUUGUUAUGCGAAUGAAUUUUCCCCAUAAGAAAUAAUGGAAAUCAAAUUAAUCCGUGCAAGACACCCCAAAGUAUGAAAAAAAAAAUUUUUACCACAUGAAAUAUUAAUUUUAAUACACACAAACUGAAAAAGGCAUGCACAAUUACAUGACACUUACCUUUAUUGAAGAUCUGGUGAUGAUUGAUGGGAUGGGAGGAGGAGAGAGUCUUAGUGUUUAGAAGGGGAAUCCCCUUCCAUUAAGACCUGAGGUGUCAAGUCCUUUUCUGGGGUUACUUCCCUUCUUCUUUUAAUGCCACUAGGACCAGCUUCAGAGUCACUGGACUUCUGUCGCACAACAUAUCUGUCCAUAGUGGCCUGUACCUCUCGUUCCUUUAUGACUUCCCUAAAGUGUUUCACAACAUUGUCAGUGUAAUAGUCACCAGCACUGCUUGCAAUAGCUGUGUGAGGAUGAUUUUCAUCCAUAAAGGUUUGCACUUUCAGCCACAUUGCACAGAUUUCCUUAAUCUUUGUAUUAGGCAACUUCUUCAAUUUCUCUCUCCCCUCCUCUGAACCAGUUUCCUCAGGUCUGGCCUCUUGCUGUUGAAGUUGAUCUAGCAGCUCAUCAGUGGUUAGUUCUUCAUUGUCCUCCUCCACCAACUCUUCCACAUCAUCCCCACUAACCUCCAACCCCAAGGACUUUCCCAAUGCCACAAUGGAUUCCUCAACUGGCAUACUCCUCUCAGGGUUAGCCUGAAACCCUUCAAAAUCCCUUUGGUCUACACAUUCUGGCCACAGUUUCUUACAAGCAGAGCUCAAGGUCCUCUUAGUCACUCCCUCCCAAGCCUUACCUAUAAGGUUUACACAAUUGAGGAUAUUAAAGUGCUCUCUCCAAAACUCUCUUAGAGUCAGUUGAGUUUCUGAGGUCACUACAAAGCACCUUUCAAACAGAGCUUUUGUGUACAGUUUUUUGAAGUUUGCAAUAACCUGCUGGUCCAUGGGCUGCAGGAGAGGAGUGGUAUUAGAAGGCAAAAACUUUACCUUAAUGAAGCUCAUGUCCCCAUAAAGUCGCUCUGCCACGUCUGUAGGAUGACCAGGGGCAUUGUCUAACACCAGGAGGCACUUAAGGUCUAAUUUCUUUUCAGUUAGGUAAUCUUUCACAUUGGGGGCAAAUGCAUGGUGUAACCAGUCAUAGAGAAAGUCCCUAGUGACCCAUGCUCUAGUGGCCUGGUGGUUAACGCUCUCGCUUCACACGGUGAGGGCCUGGGUUCGAUUCCCAGCCAGAGUAGAAACAUUGGACGUGUUUCUUUCCACCUGUUGUCUAUGUUCCCCAUCAGUAAAAUGGGUACCUGGGUGUUAGUCGACUGGUGUGGGUCGCAUCCUGGGACACUGACCUAAGGAGGCCUGGUCACAGACCGGGCCGCGGGGGCGUUGACCCCCCGGAACUCUCUCCAGAUAAACUCCAGAUGCCUUACUGUUUGCCCUCCACAGCACACACAAAUUAGCCUUGAGGAUAUUCUUUUGCCUGAACGCUCUGGGAGUUUCUGAGUGAUACACUAAUAAAGGCUUCACUUUGCAAUCACCACUAGCAUUGGAACACAUCAACAGAGUAAGCCUGUCUUUCAUAGGCUUAUGUCCUGGGAGUGCCUUUUCCUCCUGAGUAAUGUAGGUCCUGCUUGGCAUUUUCUUCCAAAACAGGCCUAUUUCAUCACAAUUAAACACUUGUUCAGGUUUCAGUCCUUCACUGUCUAUGUACUCUUCGAAUUCCUGCACAUAUUUUUCAGCUGCUUUGUGGUCCGAACUGGCAGCCUCACCAUGCCUUAUCACACUAUGUAUGCCACUACGCUUCUUAAAUCUCUCAAACCAACCUUUGCUGGCCUUAAAUUCACUCACAUCAUCACUAGUUGCAGGCAUUUUUUUAAUUAAAUCCUGAUGCAACUUCCUAACCUUUUCACUUAUGAUCACUUGAGAGAUGCUAUCUCCUGCUAUCUGUUUUUCAUUUAUCCAUACCAAUAAGAGUCUCUCAACAUCUUCCAUCACUUGCGAUCUCUGUUUCAAAAACACAGUUGAACCUUUGGCAAGAACAGCUUCCUUGAUUGCUGUUUUGUUGCCCACAAUAGUAGCGAUGGUUGAUUGGGGUUUAUUAUACAACCUGGCCAGCUCGGAGACACGCACUCCACUUUCAUACUUGUCAAUGAUGUACUCCUUCUCCUGGGCACGGCAUAGGGUACAAUGCCUGAGCGCAUGCGGCAGCACACAUACCGACGCUUCACUGGUGAAUAUGUUUCCUCACUCUCACUACUCGAAUGAUCGUCAAGAGCAAUAAAAUCACAAUCCACGCCACUAUCAUCAUCAUUACUGAAGUCAGAGGCCUGGCCACGCGAAAAUAAUAGUUUUCUCUUGCGUUGAGGUACAACCGACCGUGACUGACGAGUGCCCACACCAAAGGUAGAAGGUUGAGGAUCGUCAGGGUUUUCUGCACUAUUUCGAUAUCCUGGUCAUUCCUUUCGGUCACUAACUGAUCAAUGCCAAAGAAGUCGUCUUAAUUUCCACUUCCAUCACUGUCAGAGCUAUCAGAUAGGAACAGGAGAGUCCCAAUUUUCCUUGGAGUGAGAGCUGCCUUGAGACGAGGCAUGGUGAACAAGGGUAACUGAGCCAGCAUUCCCACAAUGCUAUGUCGGCGCCUAGAUUUUUUUGUUUAUGGCGCACACCCACCACACAGACCCGUUCUCUCACAUGUAGGCCUAUGAGCAUUUUCACGCUAAAUUUGACAGCUCUAGAAUUUUGGCAUAGAUCUACGGUUUGGACACUCAACAUUGAAGCCGUAGAUCUACGAGACGGACCCUGAAAGGGUUAAGUAUGCAUAGUGGUCAGAGAGCCCGUCUUAAGUCCGAGUCGUCAGUAAACGAGUACAGUGGUCCCCCGCUUUUCGUAGUUCCCGGCAAUCGUAAAUUUCGCCAAUCAUAGGGGUAUUUUCGUAUAAACAUGGACUCGCUUUUCAUAGGUUGACUCGCGAGUCGUAGUUCGUCCGGGACGCGUACCCACGGCGUGAGCCAGGGCAGCAGCCAGUCUGGCAUUGUUUACCAGUGAGCGAAGGUCCCCUCACGUGCUCCAGUGAAAUAUUUCAUAAUAUUCCAUUCAUUUUAGUGCUUGCAAGUACUAAAUAAGCUACCAUGGCUACCAUGUUGCUAAAUGAGGAGAGGCUGUAAUAUCAUAGAUGGUUGACACGAACCCACUAUUAUUAUAGUAUGCUCCUCACUUAGCGACUAAUUUGUUUACCAACUUGGUCUUAGGAACGAAACUCCGUUGUUAAUUGAGGAGAAGCUCUAUUGCAUAAUUACAGAUGAAUGUUUUUUCAGGUCUAAUGCACCAAAAUAAGGCUGUGUGAGAAAAUGUUAGGUUAAUAAUAAGUCCAAUGAAAAGCAAAGGUAUAAAAUAUUGAUUAUGUAGGCAAUCUCUGCCUCGUUGUUCUACAAAGACUUUUGUCAUUUGAGCUGUGAAACCAGUUACGUACAUGAGUUUCUUUUUUUUUACUGGUUCUUUUGGCAGGUAAAAAAAAAAAAAAGACAUCUCAUGGGGGAAAGGUGUCAUUUGGGGGGAUUGUAUGAGAUCAGCAACACAGGUUUUAGUCUCUACUAAGACAUGCACUGCUGUACAAGUUAGAGGUUUUCAAGAGGGAACUCGAGAUAUCUGCAAAUGGUGCUAGAUCAAUCAGGUUGUGAGGAUUAAUGCAUUUGGUAAAGCAGUUAGUAGAAAGCUUUGUGUAUGGACAGGCUGUGAAGGCAGAAAAGUUUUUGAAAUUGAUUUUAGUAAAUCACAGAACUAUUUACUUCUGAAUUGGGCAUUGGUGUGAUGAUUUAGAUGGUUCUUGUUUCUAAAUAAUUUAUUUGGAGGAAGAAAAAUAUACUCCAUUAACCCUUUGACUGUCGCAGCCUCUAAUCCUGAAGUGUCUCCUGGUGUCACAAAAUAUUUGAAAAAAAAAAAAAAAAAAUUUUUUUUUCUUUUGGAAAGAUAGAGAAUCUUUUCCCGAUGAUAAUGACACCAAAAGUACGAAAUUUGAUGGAAAACUUACGGAAUUACGCUCUCACGAAGCUAGCAACAUUUACACAUCGGUGAUUUUGCCCACUUUGAUCCCUGUUUUUGGCGAAUUCCAUUGUUCCACUUGACCAAACUCAUAACUGUUUCCUUAGAACUCUAUUUGUUCUACUAAUUGAGUACAAGAAACCACCCAUUUACCGAUUUCAAGUACCCAGUAAAGUGGUCAGAAAUUGGCAAUUUGGCCAAUUUCAUGCAAAUUAAAAAAUGUGUCAAUUUCAAAAUAGGGUCCAGAAUGAACAAUGCAGGCAUUCCUGGCACUAAAAUAACAUUUUCUCUGUUCAUCAGUCAUGUCUGCAGGCCCCUUUUAUAAUACUCUUGCUUUCUAUUUUGAAUUUUUGUUCACAUAAAAAAUAGAAGAUUUAUUGUUAUGCAGACUACUGCAAUAUUGUAAUCAUUGUUUAAAUAACGUCAACCCAUUCAUUACUGCGUAUUAGAAUGGCUAGUUGGACAUUUAUUGGACAAUGACAUCAUUUGUUUACUCUUGAACAUCUGCAGAAAUCAAACAUUUCUGCCACUUUGAGCCCCAUUUCAAGCCUUUUCAUAGUAAAACCAAUCAAAAUCACUUCUGUUUCUAUAAUAUGUUUUCCAUUCUAUCAAAUGAGACCAAGAAAACCAGAACACAACCAUAAAUACUAUACGAAAAUACACCUCAAAGUCAGCGUUUUAAUCCGAAAACACGGUCUGAGUUUUUUCUCAUUGUGCACUGUGCUGCAGGGUUUUUUGAUACUGCACACACUGACCACACAGACCCUUUCUCUCACAUGUGGGCCCUACCAGCUUUCUCCUGCUUGAUUUGAAGCCGCUAGAAUUUUUGAGUAUAUAUACGUCAAACACAUUGGCUUGUAAGAUGUAUAUAUACGACCGAAACAGUCAAAGGGUUAAAUAACACUUGCACGAGUUUUAUCAGUCUAAAUGAUUGACAAACUCAGGUGAGUGAAGCCUCUUUAUAAAUAUCCUAUUACUACACGUGUCUUAUUUACAUACCUGUCAUUAUUUAAUACCACCUCUUAUUUAAGAGGCUAAAAUACCAGAAAUAAGGUCAGUUGUAAUAGUAUAUGAUAAAGGAACGUUUUCAAGUAGUAAGUCGAUAAAGAGAGACAUACAACAGUUGGAAACUCUUAGACAGUGUUUCACCUGUGCAGCAAACUUUAUCUGAUUGCAUUUGAUAAAAUCUGCUGUACAUGGAAAAAUAUACGUAGUCUUAAAUAGUUUCCAAUUGCUGCUUUUGUUUUUUAAGUAACUUCAAGGUCAAAUGUCUUGUUUGGAAAUGUUGAGCAUUGUAAUACGUGGUUAGUCAGAAGGAAAUACAUUUGUUAGUAUGAAAAAGGAAGCAUGAAGAUUUGUUGUAUCUUUAUUCCCAGUAGUUUUCUUUCGAUUCAUGGUAGGUUUUCAUUGAUAAUUGAUGGAAAGGUAACUUUAAUUAAAAGAGAGUGUUUUGUUAUUUGAUAUGUUUUCUUUUGAAUGGUGCAUUUGCUUAACAGUUUUGCAAAAAAUGUAUAUUUUUAUGCAAAGUACAAUUCAGCAUUUUUGUCUUUGCUCAAUAAUGCUUCUAGUGUAUAUUAAACUUAAUGUAAAUCAAUAUAAUUGGUUUAUGAAUAAUAGGUUGAUCUUUGAUAUUUUCAAAGAUUAAGUCAUUGCUCAUGUUACUCAUAUUUUAUUGUAUAAUAAUAUUACAAAAGAAUAUUUACUGUAGAUUAUUUAAAAUGGCAUCAUCUCUGUUAAACAUUGUUUCAUGCAUUUUGAGUUCCCUUCAUGAUACACUUUAACAAAAUUAACAAUAUUUCAAAGCUAGCCAUCUGUAGUCAGUUGGUCAACUUUUUGUAACACUUAUUGUAAGGCUUGUAAUUUGGACAUGUGUUGAGUAUGCAACUAUUAAAUUUCAGACUGCAUUCACUCUUCACAUCACUACAAAUGUCCAUGUGCCACUUUAAAGAUGGUUGGCAAUAUUUGUGAUAGUGCCAUAUAUUAGGAUUAUUUCCUAAUUUAUACAUUUGUAAAAAAAAAUUAUUUGAAUUGUGUUCAUAUUGAAUAAAAUUUUUAUUUAAUUUAUAA